Vitrella brassicaformis is the source of this 2506-nucleotide messenger RNA. NCBI's taxonomy places the organism in Eukaryota, Vitrellaceae. The record is from the annotation of a GenBank genome assembly.
GUUUAGUCUACACACACCAUGACGUACGUGGUCUGGCCGUCACCCAUCCAUCCACGUACACUCGUCCGUCCCAGGCCCCAACACAUCCACCCCGCCUGUAUAUCACAGCAGCUCAUCUUCGUCACUGUUAUCGUCACCAUUGCCCGACAGCGACCCCACAGCAGCCCCAUUAGCAAGGUCGUUGAACCUGCGAACCACAUUGUCGUUCUCACGGCUCCGCGGGCACACAAACUUGUCGUUGGGGCCCUCGACGUAGGUGUCGCAGUCGUCGGUGGCGUCAUUGUUUGUGGUCCAUAUGCGGAUGUGCUUCUCAAUGCCUGCUGAUGCAAUGGUUGGGGGGCUGAGGGAGAGGGGGUAGGGGGGCGCGCAGGUCACGCAGUUGACAAUGCCCUUGUGACCUGACAGCGCGCCGAUCGACCAUAACACCCCUGACAAGACAAAUAAAUGGACACAGUGACACAGAUGACUGACUGUGGUGUUUGUGGCUGCCUGGGUGCGAUUGCCAUACUUGUCUCUCGGUCAUCCUUGUGCUGCUUCAGGAUCUGUCGCGUGUUGUCUGGUAGCCGCCACAUGUGUAUGUUGCAGUCGUCGGACCCCAAAACCACAUGCCUGUUGUCGCUCAGAAAAGAUCCGUACUUCUGGGUCACAUCGUUCGAGUAGCUCCUCGACCGCAGCUCAAACACGGGAUACACAAGGCGAUCGCUCGUGAGGGGAUACACCAACGCAUACCGAUGACGCCUGCAGGCGAAAACAGAAGGGAAGGAAGGAAUGCACUCUCGAGGAGCGAGGGGGAUAUGCUGUGCUGUUUGUGUCACCCACCUGAUGACGAGGACCAUCGUCGCGUCAAAGCUGACCGCCAGCCGGUCCGCUAACAUCAGAUACCUCUCACGACCUCCAUCACCAGGAACAGCAGCCGCACCUGAUGGCGGCUCAUCCCCUCCUCUCCCCCUCCCCCGCCCCCUGUGCCACUCCCUCUGUCGUCUGGCUAUCGGCUCCUCGAUGCGUGACAGAUCCACGCUAUCAUGUGACUCCUCCCCAUGACAGGCCUCCUCAAGGGGGGCCGACUGUGUGUGCGUCGGGGCUGGGGCUGCGGUUGGCUCCUCGCUGGAAUGCGCAUCUCCCGGAUCUGGAACGGUGAACGUCGGCAGGGAAGACAGAAAAUCCUCUCCAGGUUCGUCGCCAUCGUCAUCGGAGCCGCACAGCUCUUCAGGGUCCUCAGAGAAGGCCGGUCUCUCGUCGCUUUCAGCCUCCUGCCUGUGCUUGGACGCCUUCCGCCCCCGCACCAUGAGUAUCUCCAUCUGUCUCCUGCCAUCGUCGUGUCCUCUUCGCCGCUUUGUUUCCCUCUCGUCGCUGCUGUCCGGUGAUGGCGGGGGACGGGGCGGGGAAGGGUGGAGAAUGGGUGCAACGAGGAGGUCAGUUGGGGUCGCCUGGCUGCCCUCUGGGGCAUAACGCCUCACAUCCAUGAAUCGGCACAAGGGCUCCUGACCCUCUGUGCGAUAGUCCUGAAUGGCCGUAUUCCUCUCGCUGGUGAAGAGGAAGAGAUAGCGCUCUGUCGGAUGGGCGCAGCAGCCCAGCACAGAUGAAGUCUCCCGCAGCACCAGCCGAUGACGUACACCACCGUGACCGCCAGGAUACCCGCCCGCAGAGCUCCCAGGCACUCUGAAUGAAUGCGUCAACAUAGACAGACCACAAUCGAGAGAGAGCAUCCAUCCGCAUUCCUGCUGGCAUGUGUGGGCCCUGUGUGCGCACCUGAAGUCUACGAGCCGGAUGGGCCCUCUCGAGAAGCUGGCCAGCGCCAGAUUCGGCGAGGGCGGGUCUACCCAGCUCACUUGGAAGAUGGCGCCAUUGUCCUCAUACGGAUCUGACCAAGACCACCCCGUUGCAAUUGUGCAUGGGGGGGAGGGGAGGGGAGGUCAGGUCAUUUCUUACCCCAGGCGUAUGACAGGCGGUCCCGCGGGUUUUCAAUAGCGAUACGAGUGAUCUGGCCGUCGUUGCCACCAGACAACAGGUGGCUUCGCGAAGCUGACGGGACGGACACAGACAGGCAGGCAAGGAACACACACACUGAUCACUCUGACGGCGGCCUCGUGUCGGUGCUCAGGUACCAUUGAAUACGACUGAGAAGAUGUUGCUCUCAUGGACGUCCUCGAACUCCGCUAUCGGCAACCGCUUCCGGCGCCCGACUGCAGCCACCAACACACAAGCAACACGCAGCCUCUCAACUCUGCAGUCGUGACGAGAUGAGUGCAAUCAUUGCUCUUCUGACCUUUCCACAGCAGCACGCGGCAGUCGUCGCUUCCGCUGGCCAACAGCUCGCCGUCUGGCGAAAAGCUGAUCGCGUUGACGCAUCCAUAGUGGCCCCGCAGUCGGUAUGAGCCAGAUGCGGGGAAGCCGCGACUCCGAAUGCGAUGCUCGCAGAACUUGACAAUGAGAUUGGUUCUUUCGCUAGGAGAAGCGCGACGAAGGUCCAGCACACUCAUCAGCUCUUCUUCCACUUUCCUCCCAC